AUGAAGCGUUUCGCGACUGGUGCGCAGACCUGGGCAGUACCUGGGGCUUUCAAAGCAAAUUUUGAACAUACCUGUGGUCUUCGUGCUACUUCAAAUCGCCAGUAUGCCUUGACCCCAACACCCCGGCGCAUGCGGGCACAAAGCCACUCCCCGACGCAAGAUAGCCAGAUAUCUUCGACCAGUGCCUCUUCCACGUCACAAGCGCACCCGUUGGGCGGCUUCUACUCCUUGAUCCUAGAGUCCCCCUUGCAGUCCCAUCAAACAGUGACAUUACAGUCGCAGCCAAGCCCGAAAACCUCCUCGACGCCUGCGUCUACAGCUGAGACCUCCAAGCCGCAGACCCCGCAAGAAAAGAUGGCCAUUGUCUUUGGUACACGUCUCGCGGGGCCUGGCCGCCAAUCUAGAUAUAAUCCUGGUGAAGCGCCACCGGAGUCAACAUGGAAGACUAUCAAUGGGGUACCGAUCCCACCACGCCCCGAGGAGCCAGAAAAUUGCUGUAUGAGCGGCUGUGUACAUUGUGUGUGGGACGACUUCCGCGACGAGAUGGAAGAAUGGGCUGCCAGAGUUGCAAAAGCAAAGGCAAAGGCUGGCAAGGACACCGUCGCGAAAGAUGUGCGCACCGCACCUCGUGCCGAGGUUGACUCCGCCAGUCUGAGCAUGGACGACGAUGGCGGCGGAAGCGAGACCAACUGGACCGUCCCGAAUCCGGAGGAUGACCUGUUCGCCAACAUUCCGGUUGGUAUUCGAGAGUUCAUGAAAACCGAGAAGAAAUUGCGGCGCAGAUGGACCGCUUACUCCGCCUCCGAUCGUCCGCGUACUGGCUCCCUAGCCCAUCGUGAACCUGCCGAGACGCCUCAAAAAUGGCGCACCGAUCAAGCUCGUUAUCCUGCAUUCGGCGGCUCAAACGAGCGCCGAUACUGCACCGGGAAGAGCUUGGUGACGCUAAUCGCUAUUUCCUUGGCUCACGACUUGAUUCAACCGGCCGCCCAGCUGCCCGCAAGCGCGCUUUUACACAAGCCUAGCGGUGUGCAACAGAACUUUACGUCGUACCAGAGUCGCGAUAUUAUCGUCCUCGCACCAUUCGAUCCUUCUCUCACACCCUCGAGUCGAGGUCCAUCAUCGCCGAAAAUGCUGAAACCAUUCAUCAAUCCACGACGGCUAGCAAGUCUCAUAUCGAUGGAGACAUGGGAACAACUAAAGACGGAAGCUUUCUCGCGCAUGAUUACAAGGCUGAAGGAAGAGGGAUUGUGGGAUGCACUGGUUUCUGAAUGGCGCCUGGCCCACUUGAAAGAGGAGCAGCCUUUACCCGCAAGCCCCGGCCCUUCCAGACCCGAGGAGAAGCAAUCAGGGGUAGAGAAGGAAACAGAGCCAGGUAUUUCUAGUGAAGAGCUGGCUACUGGAGAGCUGGGCGUUUUGUCACUCGGGUUGGGUCAGGAUGAUGUCCAAAUGUUCCACUCCCUGGAGCAAAAAAACCUUCUUCAGCACGACGUUGAGUUCUCCGGCAACCAGUUUGAGGGCAUGACGUGUCUUGCGACAUGCUCGAUUCCUAGCCUCAAGCAGGAGAUACAAGCCUCAGGAUAUGGAAUGAGAAAGCGAGAUGCCAAGAAAGAGGCGAUUUAUGCGCUUAUAUCAAAGUUGCGAGAAUCAGGUGUCUGGGAACAGCUACUACGACGCGAUCAUAUCAGAGUUACCGUCAAUGAUGACCUGCUGUACAUGAUGCAAUAUGGGACGCAAACGUUGAAUGAUGCGAAUGGCAAGAUGAAAUCGUUAAUGAAAGUCAAAACAAAGACAGAUCGACCACUCCAGGCCGACAAGGGGGUGAAUAAUGCCUACAAGACGAAGAGGUCCGAGCAGCUCGCCCAAUCGCUUCGGAAAUUUCGUCAAUCCAAAGACCCUAAGGUGGUGGCGAUUCGGUCCACGGCCAGCUCUUUACCCGUCAAUGAGCACAAGGAUAAAAUCCUGAAUCUCAUCAAGGAGGAGACUUACAGUAUUGUCGUGGCCGAGACGGGGUCUGGAAAAUCGACACAGGUCCCUCAGAUGAUUCUCAAUGAUGCUAUCGAGGAAAGCAAAGGUGGCCACUGCAAUGUACUCUGCAUUCAACCCAGACGCAUUGCGGCUCGUAUGCUGGCGCAGCGGGUCGCUCACGAGAGGCUUGAGAACAUCGGCAACACAGUGGGCUACAUGAUCAGAUUUGGAAUCAAAAGACCCGCGAAAGGUGGUAGCAUCACCUAUUGCACGACGGGGCUGGCUUUGAACAUGCUGCAGGAUAAUCCCGAUCUUUUGAAUUCCUUCUCUCAUAUCAUUCUUGACGAGGUUCACGUCCGAGAUAUCGACAUAGACUUUGUGAUGCUGCUUCUGAAGAGUCACAUCGACAAAUGUCGGGUGGCGGGCAUACCCACUCCGAAAGUUGUGGUCAUGAGUGCCACGGUUGAUGUCGACCUUUUCGCUUCAUACUUCUGCAACAUAGGCCCAGACGGGAAGCCAGUCCCCGCGCCACACGUUUCAAUCCCUGGUCGUCAAUUCCACGUGAAGUCACGCUAUCUAGACGAAAUCAUUGGCACUUUGACCGACAAAUUCAAGGAAGACGUUCUCGCGUGGUGCCUGAAAGAGCCUGCGACGGCCAAAUUCCUAAAAAACCACUAUCGAAACUUCGCCCCCGAGGCCGAGACCGAGGACGCGGAUGACGCGAUUGAGGAUGACGAUCUCGGAGUUUCUCCCCCGGCUGCGGAGGAAGGCGACAAAACUAUACCUCUAUCACGCCCAGUUGGUUUGAAGCGAGUGGAUGAUGCGUCUUUUGUUCCAACAGGUCUGAUUGCUGCCGUGACACAUCACCUGUUGAGCACGACGGAUAGUGGGGCGAUCUUGAUCUUCCUGCCCGGCCUCAGCCAGAUCAUUGCCACAGAGUCGCAGAUCCUCCAGGCCGCAGAAAUGUUGGGCCUGGACUUUUCGGACGAGAAGAAGUACAAACUCUUGAAACUGCACAGCAGCCUCCCUGAGGAACUCGCAAACCUGGAACGUGACAUACCCGAAGGCUGCCGUAGGAUUCUACUUGCGACUGAUAUUGCAGAAGCAUCGCUGACAAUCCCCGAUGUGAGAUAUGUGGUUGACUCUGGAAAAGUAAACCAGCUGAUGUACGACCCUUGGAGUCGAUCCCAUCAGAUGACCUGUUCUUGGGCUAGUCAAUCGAGCACAGUUCAGCGAGCUGGACGGGCAGGCAGAGUUCACGACGGCGAGUAUUUCUUUAUGGGCAGUAAGGAAUGCUUCGACUCACUACGAGUUACCAAAUCGCCUGAGAUCUUACGAAGUGAUCUGCAAUCUGUCUGUCUCCGUGCAAAGCUGUCGAAUCCAUCGUCGACAAUCCGCGGAUUCCUGCAGCAAGCCAUCGAGUCCCCCGAUAUUUCCGAUAUCGACAUGGCGGUUGACUCGCUGAAGCAAUUGCAAGCACUGGAUAGCAACGAGACUCUGACCAAUCUUGGCUCUCUGGCCAGUCAUAUGCCAAUCCUUCCGCCUCAUCUUGCCAAAUUGGUUGUUCUGGGUACAAUUUUCCGAUGCCUUGACCCACUUCUGAUCCUGGCCACAUUAGGACAGCAAUCAAACUUCUUCUACCGAGGAAGCGAUGAUCAACAAAAACUGAACGCUUGGAAUAAUCAAUCUGCAUUUGCUGGGCAAAGCUCGAGUGAUCAUCUGAGCACGAUCAACGCCUUCAAGGCCGUUCGGUCUGUUUGGAUCGAGGAAGGAGCGCGGGCCGCCCAGAAGUUUGCGAUUUCCAAGAACGUCUAUUUUCCAGUCUACCGUGAAGCAUAUCUCACAUCCAACCAGAUUCUGCGCCAACUGGAGCAAGCUCAAAUUGUCGACAAAUGGCUCUUGACUGGAAAGGAUGCCGAGGGUCGCUUCGGCGGACCAAAGCUGAACGUGAAUUCACACAAUGUCCCCUUGAUCAAGGCAUUGUUGCUUCAUUGUCUGUACCCUCGGCUUGCAGCCCCGACACCAGACUCGAACUCUACGUUUGUCACCCAGACCGAGCAAAAGGCUGUCUUGUUCUCAGGCAGCAUGACCAAAUCGGGAAGAAAAGCUCCUCGGACACUCAUUGUUUUCAAUCAAAAGUUCCUGUGGGGGAAACCCCCGCACAUCACCGCGUUCAAAGAAGCUUCAAUCGUGACGCCUCUUGCAGCGAGCCUGCUCGGGGGGCAGUUAGCCGUGCAUCGCUCCUCUAUGAUCAUGGAUUCGUGGUUGCGUAUGGGCGUGGAAGUCCUUGACGCAGCGGCAUCACCAAAUGAGGUGAUCAAUGACAUGAUCCAAUUCAAGGAGACUUUGAACGAGGCAUUGACCACGGCAUUCGAGUCCUACCAAAGCAAUUUCGAGAUCCUGCAAAACAAGAAGACAAGAGGAGCCUUUUUCAAUGCUCGCAGUGAAUUUUCCACGAACUUGCAACAAGUCGUUACUGAGAUAUUAGAUCGCGACUGUGAUCAUGCUCGAGCAUCUGCGCCUUCGGCAUGGAAUGCUCAUGACCUAAGCCAUUAUUCGGAUUAA
Molecule: messenger RNA, 4530 nt
Organism: Penicillium oxalicum
Lineage: Eukaryota; Fungi; Ascomycota; Eurotiomycetes; Eurotiales; Aspergillaceae
Exons: 6
Coding region: 1-4530 (1509 amino acids)
Cellular component (GO): intracellular anatomical structure; nucleus
Molecular function (GO): RNA binding; ATP binding
Source: RefSeq, a predicted model, not a curated record